Chinchilla lanigera (long-tailed chinchilla) is the source of this 5778-nucleotide messenger RNA. RefSeq names its product WD repeat domain 90 (gene Wdr90). The transcript is spliced from 42 exons. The record is from RefSeq and is a predicted model, not a curated record. Gene Ontology annotation, cellular component: centriole. The coding region runs from base 76 to 5553 and encodes 1825 amino acids. Gene Ontology annotation, molecular function: protein binding. NCBI's taxonomy places the organism in Eukaryota, Metazoa, Chordata, Mammalia, Rodentia, Chinchillidae.
CGUUGCUAAGCGACGCGCUGCGUGCCCUGCGUGCGGCGGGCUGCGCCACAGGCGGGAAGCGCGAGCUGAGGAGCCAUGGCCAAAGUGUGGCAGCACCCGUUCCUCAACGUCUUCAGAUACUUCAGGGUGGACGAGUGGAAGCGGUCCAGCAAGGAGGGCGAUGUGGCUGUGGUGAUGGACAAGACCCUGAAGAGCUCCGUAUAUCGCAUCCGGGGCUCUGUCUCUGCCAGUAACUACCUCCAGCUUCCCAGAAACAGCACCCACUCCUUGGGGCUAACCGGGCGGUACCUAUAUGUACUCUUCCGGCCUCUGCCCACCAAGCAUUUUGUCAUCCACUUGGAUGUGGCCACCCAGGACAGCCAAGUCAUCCGAGUGUCUUUCUCCAGUCUCUUCAAGGAGUUCAAGUCCUCAACCACGUGGCUUCAAUUCCCCUUUGUCUUUGAGACUAGGACACCCAGGAGAGACAUGGCAGGAGUGGCCCCCCCAGGUGCCCGCUGGACCUUCCUGCAGCUUGACCUACAUGAUAUCCUGUUGGUCUAUCUGAGCCAGUGUUAUGGCCACCUCAAGAGUGUCAGGUUGUGUGCCAACCUACUGGUCAAGAACCUCUACACCAGUGACUUGAGCUUUGACCCAGCUGUGAGUGUCACUGAUGCCCAGCGAACAAAGUUGCCCAUCACUCCUGUUCCUCGAGAAAUGGCCUUCCCAGUGCCAAAGGGGGAGAGCUGGCAAGACCACUACAUUCACAUCCGGUUUCCAAGUGACAGCCCACAGGCACCUUCUGAGCUGGUUCUGAAGAACAGCGCCCCUCCUGCUGCAGUCUUCUUGGAACCUGUGCCACAGCUUCCCUCUCCCCUAGUGGCUCUCAGCAAGCCCAUGCAAUACAGGAUGUUUCCUGUGGUCCAGAUGUCCAGCUCCACAACUUCUUGCCCAGCCCACUGUGCACCCAGGGUCCUUCCGGAGGUCAGCCUGUCCUGCAUACAUUUGGAAGGGUCCCGCCUAGGUGGCCUAAGUGUCUGUAACCAAGAUUCUUCAGCUUGGGUGGAGGCCUCUGAUGCACACACUGUGGUCAGUGGCAGCCACAUGCUCACCCACAAGUCCCCUGGCGUGCAUAUGGCCCUCAAGGAUGCUGGUUCCCAUAAGCACUUCCUCCCGGACCCAGUCCUCAGGCUCAAGGGGAUCAUUGGCUUUGGGGGCCACAGCACCAAAUGGGCCCUGUGGACCAAGGAUGGGGCAGCCGUGGUUUACCCCUGCCACGCAAUCAUCAUUGUGUUGCAUGUCUCCACUGGGGAGCAGCGUUUUUUCCUCGGCCACACGGACAAGGUGUCUGCUUUGGCGCUGGACCGGGACAGCUUGCUAUUGGCCUCGGCCCAAGUGCAGCCCCCCAGUGUGGUACGCCUUUGGGACUUCCCGACAGGGCGGUGCUUGUCCCUCUUCCGGAGCCCGAUGUAUGCUGUCUGCUCACUUAGCUUCUCCAGCAGUGGGGCUCUUCUCUGUGGUGUCGGCAAGGACUACCAGGGGAGGACGGUGGUUGUGGCAUGGGGCACUGACCAGGUGAGCCUUGGUGGCGAGGUGGUAGCUCUUGCGAAGGUGCACGCUGACUUUGAUGUCCAGACCUUUCGGAUUUCCCUUUUGGAUGAGACCAGGAUGGCAUCAUGUGGGCGGGGCAGUAUACGGCUGUGGCGAAUGCGUGGUGGGACACUGCGCUCCUGCCCCGUGGAUUUGGGGGAGCACUGUGGACUGGAGUUCAGUGACCUUGCUUUUGCACAGGCCCCGGAUAGCCACCAGGUGCCCUCCAUCCACACUCUCUAUGUGUGCAGCCGCAGUGGCCACAUCCUGGAGGUUGACCCCCAGCACAUGGCUGUGCGGUGCAUCCACCGCUUGCUGCCCACAGGGGUCCCAAGUGACUCUCUCCCCAGAAAACAGUCCUUCAGUGCAGGCCCUGGCAUCGCCAUCAACAGCCUCAGUGUCUCUCUGACUGCGUGUGCUGUGGGCUCUGAGGACGGCUACCUGCGACUCUGGCCUCUGGACUUCUCCUCAGUGCUCCUGGAGGCAGAACAUGAAGGCCCCAUCAGCUCAGUUUGCAUUAGUCCCGAUGGUCUCCGUGUGCUCUCCACCACCUCAUCAAGCAACCUAGGCUUCUUGGACAUCCCAUCCCGAGAGUAUACUGUGCUGGCACGCUCCCAUAUGGCCCCAGUGCUGGCAUUGUCCACGGAGCAGAGCCGGGGGCAGCUGGCCACUGUAUCCCUUGAUCACACCGUCCGCAUCUGGGACCUGGCUACCCUGCACCAGCUAUAUGACUUUACAUCCUGUGAUGAAGCUCCCUGUGCUGUCACCUUCCACCCCACAUGGCCAGCUGUUUUCUGUGGCUUCAAGAGUGGAACCAUCCGUGCCUUCAGUCUGGAGAGUGCUGGGGUCUUAGUGGAACACACGUGUCACCGAGGAGCCAUCAUCGGCCUGCUGGGUACCCCUGAUGGCAACUUCCUGUUCAGCUCCUGCUCUCAGGGCUCCCUGGUUCAAUACAGCUGUGCCAACUCUCAGUGCCAUGUCCUCCGUGUAGCAGCCAACACUGUGUGCCAGGAUGCUCAGCCGCACCCCAACACCCUAGCAGUCAGCAGGGAUAGCCGCCUACUGGCCUUUGUGGGCCCCUCCAAGUGCACAGUUACAGUCGUGGACUCAGCCUCUCUAGAUGAGCUGCUGCGGGUCAACGUCAGCACCCUGGACAGCCCAGAUUCAGCUGUGGCCAUCUGUUUUGGCCCCACAUCUCUGGGCCACCUACUUGUGUCCACGUCAUCCAACAAAGUUAUGGUACUGAAUGCUAUGUCAGGACGCACUAUCCAGGAGCUGUCUAGUGCCCGCCCUGUGGCUUGCGCCUCCCUCGCUCUCAACAAGGAUGCCUCUUUCUUGCUGGCGGCCUCUGGCCAGGCCAUUGAGGUCUGGGAAUACUCAACACAGUCUGACCCCAGCUGCCAGGUGUACAUCGGUCACUCAGAGCCCGUGCAGGCUGUGGCCUUCACCCCUGACCAGCAGCAGGUCCUCAGUGUGGGGGAUGCCAUCUUCCUCUGGGAUGUCCUGGCCACCCCUGAGAGUAACCGAAGCAUUCCCAGGGCCUCCCCAGCCCAUGAGGCCGGACAGCUGGAGGAUACGGUGUCUGGGGCCAGGGGGCUUCCCCAGCAGCAGGUGUCCAUGCCAUGCCGGGUGUCCACAGCCCAGCUAGAUAGCCACUUCAGGCCCCCUGAAGGCAAUGAUGGCACAUCAGAAGAAGAAGGAUGCUAUGAGGACAGCCACAGUCCCACGGGGCUCCACAAGUCCCCAGACCCACUUGUGUUUGUAGAGAAGGAGCCCAGUGGAGCUGGAGACAUGGCCCGGGGGGCUGCCAGUGGCUCCUGGCAGCAUCAAGACCAGCCCAGUACCUGGAGCACCAGGAAAAUAAAAGCCCAGACUCCUACCCGACCAGAUUCCUACAAGCACUUCACUGCUCGCUAUAAGGCCUUCAUGCUGGCCAAGAACAUCUGCCCUCCCACUGGUGGUGAGCAGCUGCGCCUGAAGGCUGUGGUGGGUUACAGCGGGAAUGGGCGGGCCAACAUGGUCUGGAGGCCUGACACAGGCUUCUUCGCAUAUACAUGUGGCCGCCUAGUGGUGGUAGAAGACCUGCAUUCUGGAGCCCAGCAGCACUGGCUUGGCCACCCUGAGGAGAUUUCCACACUGGCCCUCAGCCACAAUGCCCAGGUCCUGGCCUCUGCAUCUUGCUGUGGCAGAGCUGCUGCCCUCUGCCAGAUCCGCCUCUGGGAUGUGCCUGGGGGCCUCUGCCAGCAGCUCAUCUCCCAUCAUGACAGCGCAGUGCAGGCCCUGGCCUUCUCUCCAGACGACACAUUCCUUGUGACACUGGGGGACUACCGUGAUCGCACCCUUGCCCUGUGGAGCAUGGCUACCUAUGAACUUCUAUCAUCUAGCCGCCUUCUGGAGCCAAUGCACGGCGUGGCCUUCAACCCCUGGGAUGCAGAUGAACUCACCUGUGUGGGCCCAGGCGCUGUCACCUUCUGGCUCCUGCAGCAGCGUGGGGCAGACAUUAGCCUCCAGGUGCACCGAGAGCCAGUCCCUGAGGAAAUGGGGCUGGCUGAGCUGACCUCACUCUGCUAUGGGGCUGCCCCCCUGCUCUACUGUGGCUCUAGCUCUGGCCAGGUCUGCGUCUGGGACACAGGUGCUGGCCGCUGCUUCCUAGUCUGGGAGGCAGAUGACGGCGAAAUUGGGUUGUUGGUGUGCUCAGGGUCCAGGCUGGUGAGUGGCAGCAAUACAAGGCGGCUGCGUCUGUGGGCCGUGGGGGCUGUGCCUGAGCUGUGGCACAAGGGCUCAGGUGCCAGGUCCAGUUCUGUGUUCAUGGAGCGCGAGCUGACCCUAGAUGGGGCUGUGGUGAGUGCCAGCUUCGACAGUGGCAUGGACAUGGGAGUGGUGGGCACCACAGCUGGCACACUCUGGUAUAUCAGCUGGGCUGAGGGCACCAGUACCCGCCUCAUCAGUGGCCACAGGAGCAAGGUGAAUGAAGUAGUCUUCAGCCCUGGCGAGUCAUACUGUGCCACCUGCGGUGAGGAUGGAAGUGUGAGGGUGUGGUCCUUAGCCAGCAUGGAGCUGGUGAUCCAGUUCCAGGUGCUUAACCAGAGCUGCCUCUGCCUUGCAUGGAGCCCCCCAUCCUGUGGACACCCAGAGCAGCAGCAGGUGGUGGCAGGCUACAGUGAUGGCACACUGCGUAUCUUUAGCAUCUCCUGUACCACAAUGGAACUCAAGAUGCACCCCCACCGGACAGCACUGACAGCCAUUGCCUUCUCCACCGACGGUCAGACCAUCCUCUCUGGAGACAAGGAUGGGCUUGUGGCAGUGAGCCGUCCCAGUACAGGAAUGACCUUCCGUGUGCUGAGUGACCACCAGGGUGCCCCAAUCUCUACCAUCCAGAGCACACGCAAAGAGUAUGGAGACCUAGGAGUAGAAGGUGAAGACCUGUGGCUGGCUGUUAGUGAGGACCAGCGGGUCAGCGUCUGGGUCUCCAACUGGCCACGGAACCACUGCAAACUCCUGGACUGGUUGAGCUUCCCAGCACCUGCUGCUUUGGAGACCUCAGGCCUCCCGCCACCCUCCCUUGCCACCUUUUGCCCUUGGGACCUAGCGCUGCUGGUAUGUGUAGGCCUUGGCACACGUGAAGAGGUGGUCUUCUACAGCCUUCGCCAGAAGCAGGUGGUAGAGAAGAUACUGCUGCCCUUCUUUGCCAUGUCUCUGAGCCUGUCCCCAGGGGCCCACCUCAUGGCUGUUGGCUUUUCUGAGUGCACAGUGAGCCUGGUGGACUGCACAUCAAGGACCACCCAAGAGUUUGCUGGCCAUGAUGAUGUGGUGCACCUGUGCAGGUUCACCCCAUCAGGCAGGCUGCUCUUCACAGUGGCCCACAGUGAGGUCCUGGUUUGGGAGGUCCUGAGUCCCUCAGCUGCAGUGGACCUGCCUUCCCAGGUGUCCCGAAAGGCUGCUGUGCCCUGGAACAGAGAAGCCAGUGUGGAUGGUGGACCAAGAUGACUGGGACAGGACCUGACUCUAAAUCAUUAGGCCUAAGCUUUCUUGAAUUCUGGUGACCCAAAAGGACUUAAGGGACUUGGGGGUGUAACUCUGGUAGAGCAUGUGCUCAGCACAGAAAAAAAAAUUAGAAUACCUGUUGGCUUUUCACCUAAGGGUUUUUUACUUAAUGUUUCUACCUUGUAUGGUUUAAAUAUAAACAGGCAUUUAUUGUAUUUUGCUACAAUA